This is a messenger RNA of Prorocentrum cordatum, 303 nucleotides long. The record is from the annotation of a GenBank genome assembly. Lineage: Eukaryota; Dinophyceae; Prorocentrales; Prorocentraceae.
AUGGAGGGCGCUGUCCCCCCUGUCCAGACGAGGCGCUCCAGUUCGCCGGGAAGGGUCAGCCUCCCGCGCGGGGUCGGGAGGCCCAUCAAGCACGACGCGAAGUGCGACCCCCAGGUCUCGGGGGCCCCCGCGUACACCCUCGCCGUCUCCAGCGCCUCGUCGAACUCGGACCACGUCAGCCUCUUCUCCAACUCGCUGCCCUUGGGGUCCGCCAUCCCCCCGCCCGGGUCACUGGUGGCUAGCGGGCGCGAGAUGGCCCCCAGCUCCGGGCGCAACGCGCUGCGCGCGAUGCAGCAAAACUGA